CUUUAAACCCAUCAAAACCUUUUUCUUUGUAUAUUGAAUACCGAGUAAUAAAAAUAAGGGGUAUUGUAGAAAAAAAUAAGAAGCGUUGCAGAUGGGUGAGAAGAGGGGUUCUUCGUCAGUGAAGAAGGCGCGGCUGUUGGCGUGGGUGAGGAAUCGGUCGGUGAAGGUGAAGAUCUUGUUGGGGGUGGUGGCGGCGUUGGCCGCUCUGGUGGCUCUUAGACUCUCCGUCAAGGAUCGGAACCACUUCUUUGUCGCCGCAGAAGCCAUCCACUUCGUCGGAAUAUUGGUCCUGAUUUACAAACUCAUCCGCAAGAAAACUUGCUCCGGGUUGUCACUCAAGUCUCAGGAGCUCACAGCUCUAUUUUUAGGUAUAAGAUUGUACCUCAGCUUUAUUAUGGAAGCUGACAUACACACCAUGCUCGAUUUCGUCACGCUUGUCUCAACUUUGUGGGUUAUAUACAUGAUCAGAUUUAAGUUGAAGUAUACGUAUAUGGCGGAGCUAGACAAAACACCCAUAUCCUACAUAAUUGUGCCUGCAACAAUUUUAGCUGUGUUUGUCCAUCCGUACACUGUUAUUAAUUUAAAAAUCCAUAGAAUGGCAUGGGCAUUUUGUGUGUACUUGGAAUCUGUCACGGUGCUCCCCCAGCUCCGCGUGAUGCAAAAAGCUAAGCUUAUUGAACCGUUUACGGCCCAUUAUGUGUUUGCUUUGGGCGUGGCAAGAUUUCUUGAAUGUGCUCAUUGGAUCAUUCAGAUAUACGAGUCUGGUGGAAGUUACUUGUAUUUAGUUGGAAGUGGAUAUCUUUGGGUACCCGCUAUAUAUGUAGCAGAAAUGGUUCAAACGUUUAUUUUGGCAGAUUUUUGCUAUUAUUAUGUCAAAAGUGUUGUAAGUGGAAAACUUCUCGUCACCCUCCAAUCACCAGUCUAAGAUUGUACGUGACAAUAUCUUAGAGUUAUAUAUGUUGGCAAUUGUAACAUUUGCUCGUGUUUUAUUUAUACAUGAUUGAUCAAUAUAGUUUGUGUUUCUUUUGGAUGUAGCAAAAACAUGUACUUGAUCUUAUUGAAAUGGAAUAUGAGUCAUGAUA
Cuscuta europaea is the source of this 1082-nucleotide messenger RNA. NCBI's taxonomy places the organism in Eukaryota, Viridiplantae, Streptophyta, Magnoliopsida, Solanales, Convolvulaceae. The record is from the annotation of a GenBank genome assembly.